Molecule: messenger RNA, 1710 nt
Organism: Paramecium octaurelia
Lineage: Eukaryota; Ciliophora; Oligohymenophorea; Peniculida; Parameciidae
Source: the annotation of a GenBank genome assembly
AUGUUCAAUAAAGAUAAUUUGUCCAAAUUACUUUACUUUUAAAGAUUACGAAAUAUCACCUCUGAAAAAGAUUAUGAACCAAUUCUAUAGAGCUUUACCCAAUAGGCCAAACUUCAUUACUUGCCUAAAGAUAGAUUUGUGUUUAAAUACAAACUCAAAAUUGAUUACUUUCUCAUACUUCUUAAAGGUAGAUGUCUUAAAUUAAUACCUAAAUCUCAUGAAUAACUUACUUAAGAAAUAAAGGAUUUAGAAAUGAGAUAUCCUGGCAUUCAGAGAUUGCCAUAAAAUUUCUAUCUAAAUCCCUCGACCAAAACACUCUAUUUCAAAGGCAAAGAAACUUAUCCAAAAGAAAAUCUUGUAACUUUAUAGGAUUAGUUAAAUCAAUUGCAAAUUCCAUCCUUUUAGAUGCUAAGCUUAAUGGCUCAUCUAAUCGAAGGACAUGUUGUUAGAUUUCAAACUGCUCAUAUUAUUAACGAAGAUGAUGCGCUAAUUGAAUCUAUCACCAAAAAUGCCCAAUGCACCAUCAUUACAUUAGAUAACUGUGAGUUCCUACAAUUAUAAAUCCAAUAAUAUUUGGAAAUCAUAGAGACUUCUAAAAGAAGGAAGAAUGAAAAAAUUGAGUAUUUAAUGUGUCGAGCAUUUUAGGAUGGGAUUAAAUAUCCUGAUUUCAAAAGGGUCCUCCAAGAAUUGAUCAUCUCUUCAGAAAGAGUUAAAUUAUGCAAUCACCAAAAUCUAUAUUCCUUUGAAAUGUAAUCCCAAUAUGUAUAUUUGAUUUUGAAAGGAGAAUUUUACGUUUCCUAUAGCAGUCAUAACAAUAACUUUGAAGUUUAAAUUUGUGGCGGUGAUACUCAAUAUGAUAAAUUCAAGAAAACAUUAAGACAUGAUUAAAAGCAUGUAAAACAAUUGGUUCGAUACCCUAUUUAAAUUAAUGAAAGCACUUUUGAGCUUCUUAAGUAGUCAAACAAAUUUUCAAAUAGGGAAUAUGUUUUAUUGAAGUUGGGACCAGGUUAAUUAUUAGGUGAAGAAGAUUUCAAUCAUGAUUGUUUUAAUAAUGUUUAUCAUUCAUUUAAUUGUUAAUGUGUUAGUGCCAAGGGAAGCGUUCUAGCAAUUAAAAAGGUUGAUGUCUAUCGUAUUUGCAUUGUUAAUGAUUGGUUUGCUAAGCUUUUUCAUAAGAGAUGCGAAAUGAAAAGAAAAUGGCUUUAGGAACGCUUUGAAACUCAUAUGAAUAAGGACAUAUAGAAUGAAAUUAUGAAAAAGACAAUCCAACCUGAAAAAACCUAAAGAGUAGAUGAUUCCUUAUUCGUAAGACUCAAAAUUAUAGAUGAAGAAGCCAGCAAACAUAAAAGCACUAAAAUCUAGAAAACUUAAAUUUCUCCAGAAAGAGAUCUUACUACUCGUUGCAAUCAAAGAAAAGUGGCACUUAAAAAGCUCAUUGAGCAUAAUAGAAAGUCUAAUCCUAACAAUGAUCCAAAUUGUAUCGGCAUGAUAUAAUAUCUUAUUAAAUUGGAUCGACAUAAAUAAAUGUUGCUCCAACAUUCAAUAAGAUUAGCAUUAGGAUCAUAAAUGAGUAAAUAAAGGAACGCGUCCCAGCAUACUUAAACUAAUGACCAAUCAAUUAGCAAAUCGAAAAUAUCCCCACAACGAACAUAUUCUUAUCGAUUAGGAAGAAGCAAUUCAUUGAUUAGUAGUGUUAUUAAUUAUAAAAAAUGA